This is a messenger RNA of Impatiens glandulifera, 2587 nucleotides long. RefSeq names its product protein MEI2-like 4. Lineage: Eukaryota; Viridiplantae; Streptophyta; Magnoliopsida; Ericales; Balsaminaceae. The transcript has 8 exons. Gene Ontology annotation, molecular function: nucleic acid binding. Bases 384 to 2225 code for a protein of 613 amino acids. The record is from RefSeq and is a predicted model, not a curated record.
CCCCCACUCUUCUUUCUACCUCUCCAUCUAUCUCUCUCUAGUAUAGACUCGCCGGAAUCUGGCCCCUUACUCGCCGGAACUUCCUCCCUCCGGUGAAUUAUCUCGUGAAUCCAGACUGACAUUCUUUGAAAGCCUUCUCUGUUGUUUUUCCGAGUUUCCUUCGAGCCAGGACACAGAUGCGAAUCAACUCUGGAUCGAGCCAUUGAGGAGAAAGCUUACAGGUUGAGGAAUUCAGGAGAACAGAUGGGAGGUUCACAUGCAUUGCUUGCUGCAGGUCAUUUGUAGCAUUACCCAAGAUUGAACUUCUUCAGCAGAACAAAGUUCGUGAUUCAAAGGACCACCAACUAAAGCUACAACUUAUCCCAGUCUCAUAACCGAUAUUGAUGAAAAUUAGAGGAGAAGGCUGUACAUUUGCUGAGACCAUGUCAUCACGUAUGGAGAGAAACAUUGGUAUGCAUGAUUCAUUGCGUCAAAUGAGUCCCUCCUCAAGCUCGCUGCCCGAAACUUUUGGACGGAAAUUGGGCUUAUCAACAAAUAAUAUGAUGAUUCAAGAGUCAAUUGAUGAGGGGGACAUGGGAACAACGGAGACCCUGCAAAAUCUCCUUCCGGACGAAGAUGAUCUCUUUUCUGGAAUGAUUGAUGAACUGCUAUAUAACACAAAUGGUAAUGAACAUGAGGACUUUGACGAUUUCGAUUUGUUUCACAGCAGCGGUGGGAUGGAACUUGAACUAGAUAAACCUUCUUUCGUUCGGAAGUCAAUUGGAAGAGUUCUAAAUGGUUUGGAGACUUGUACUGGCUCACUUGAGGAUGGGUCAAUUCACUAUUCACCUUCGGCUAGAUACAUGUCUGAGUUUGGAGUGAACAAAAGUCAGAACAAUGGAAGGAUUUCUAUCACUGAGAGCACCAUGAACUCUUCUCCUGUAAGAAUGCCAUCUUUUGGCACUUGCAUUGGUCUUCCUGUGGUAAACCACUCUCUGCAUCAAGCUAAACUUUGUAAUGGAAUUGGUUUGAUGAAUCCAAGGAAGACUUCUAGUAAUCUAACAGAUAUGGGAGGAAAAACCAAUGAUCCCAUAACUUCCAAUGGUAACCAGGGAAUCGAAUUUCAUAGAAGAGUACCUAGUCAGACAAGAAAUGGAAAUUGUGUUGCUAGUGAGCAAUAUGAGGCCAACAACAAUUUAAAUUGGAACAGCAAUUCUAGUGCACCGAUGUGGCCUAAUUCUCCAUUAUUCCUCAAUGACAUUAUGGCUUCCUAUCCACAACUGUCUGGACAUCCUCAAAUGCCAAUUGAUAACCUGAACAAAGUAUCACCUCCACAAUAUCCCCCCUAUGUUGGAUCGGCUUCUUCUGCUAGCUGGUCCUUGUUGGACAUGAAAAAUGCCCAGAAAGUGGGAUUUCCUGAACCCCUAGGUUUUUCUCCAGGUUCUUUUGGAAACGAAAGUCCUGUAAGUCACCCAUCAUUACAUCUGUUGGGAAGAGACUCUUAUGCCUGCUCUUACUCUGGUGGAAAAUCUACUUAUUUUUCUACUACCAGUAAUUCUUGGUGCAAUCCUCAUAUUCUUGCAAACAGAACUGGUUUGAACUCAGUGCCAAACUCGUUUGAUUCAGCUCCCAAAUGUGUGAAAAUCCUUUCACGCAGAAGAAGUCUUGGCGGCUUCCCACAGUCUGACAGCAAGCAGUUUGAGCUUGACAUUGAUCGCGUCUUGCAUGGGGCAGACAACCGAACUACGCUGAUGAUUAAGAACAUUCCAAAUAAGUACACUUCUAAAAUGUUGCUAGCUGCCAUUGAUGAACAGUGUCAAGGAACAUACGAUUUUAUAUAUUUGCCCAUCGAUUUCAAGAACAACUGCAAUGUUGGUUAUGCAUUCAUCAACAUGAUUGAUCCGCUUCACAUUAUUCCAUUCUACAAGGCAUUCAAUGGUCGAAAAUGGGACAAAUUCAAUAGUGAAAAGAUGGUGGUUCUUGCAUAUGCCCGAAUUCAGGGGAAAAAUGCUCUUAUUGCUCACUUUCAGAACUCAAACUUGAUGAACGAGGAUAAACGUUGUCGCCCCAUUCUCUUCUGUACUGAUGGUCCAAAUGCUGGUGAACAGGAGUCGUUUCCCUUGAGGACUAGCGGUAGAGGAAAAGCUGGUAAAGCGCAGAGCAAUUUCGCGGAGGAAAAUGAGAACGGGCAGCAGGCUAGUCUGGUGGGCAGCCUCGUGAGAGAUCAAACUCUUCUACUACUAUAAGAGAAGCUCUGGUUUUACAAGUAAAUUUGGAUUUCUCACUAACCACAACUUAGUGGAAAGCUGACCAAUCUUUCUCUAUUUACCAUAUUAUUUUGUUGCUGUUCUUCUUCUAUAUGGGAUGCCUACAAAUUUUGUCUACAUUUCUCUUUUGGUUCUAAUUUGUGAGCUCUCAUUUGGUACGGCUAAGUCGAGUUUUAUGUUUCUGUAGUAAAAGCUUGCACUUUGUAUGUCAUGUAGCAUUAAAAAAAAAAUCAAUAUAACCUGAUGUGUGCAUUUUGCUAGAAUUGUCAUUCUUGGAUAACCUUUGAUGUGUGCAUUUUGCAAUAUGUAAUAUUCAAACAAAAAUGAGCAAUUACAUGCAU